AUCUUCGACAAGAGCUGAGUGUAAAGGAAAAGGAUGAACCCGGGCCAGACAAUGAUAAAGCCCUGCAGCAACAUCACCAAAAGUUACAUCUUCAGCCUCCUCAAAAGCAAGAACCAUCAACAGCUCCUGAGGAAAACAUAGAUUCCAAUAAGCUUAUGUCUAACACACAGCUCUCAGAGUCUGUGCCAACUACACCUGUAAUAUCACAUCCCCUGCACAACAUGAAUCAUGGAAAUGUGCCUAUGACUCCUUCUGCUAGGAUAUCUGCCCUCAAUAUUGUUGGUGACCUUUUAAGAAAAGUUGGGACAGAAGCAGCUGACAUACGGUCACCCCAUUCGCACCACUGUGACUCCUGCAUAGAGCACCCCUGCCCUCAGGUGGAUUCUUCACACACAAGUGAGACAGCAGCUGAACUCCAGAAAAGGUCUCAAAUAUCAAAACAGUGUUCUUGUACUUUGAGAAAGAGUCAUUCUAUGAAGGAAUUAAUGGCGUUUGGAAUUUCCAGAGUGACUAAUGACGUGGAUAGCAAAUUUUGUGAUUCAAAUAAAAUCUGUGAAGUUUCUGAUUUGAGACCACGAAAGCUUGGAAGGCAGCAAAGUCAAUACAAUUUUAUUUAUAACACUUACCAUCUGUCUGCAACAAAAGAUGAAUAUUUUUUUUAAAAGCCUUAAUCAUUUUAAGUUGUAUUUGUUUUGUGUAUAAGAAAAGUUGUUCUCCAGGAGGUUUCUGUAAAUAUAUAGGCUUAUUUUUGGAAAUUGAUGGAUUAUUCAUUAUCUUUUUAAGAUGUGAGUGAUGGAAGUAUGCAUCUUUGGACAUGAACAUUGCUGUUGCACAUCUUAGAUCUGCUUUUACUUCUACAAUAAAUUGCUUGUAGUAUAUUGGGUGCUCCAGUUUUAAUGCCAACCUUGAAAAAUAACAGCUAUCAGAUUCUAACUUUCACUAUUAAUAUGUAUAAAUGAUAAUGAAUAAUGAAGGUGGACACCAGGCAGGAGGUGUUCACCAACAAGAUAUAAUGAAAGCGAACACCAGGCAGAAGAUUUUCACCAACAAGUGGUAAUGAAGAUGUACACCAGGCAGGAGAUGUUCACCGAACAGCAGCAGCACAUUGUUAGUGAUGUAUUUCACUCAUUGUUGUCACACAUUGUGAUGAUACAAGUGCCCCCACUUCUUCCACACACAAAAAAUAAGUAGUUACAGUGUGAUGGAAAAGACAUUUAGAUAUGCCAUCUUUUAUUUAUCACCCUCCAUAAUAUUUGGAAGUGGUAUACAGCAUCUUGUAAGAUUAUGUACCAUAUGAAUUGUGCUUUACAUUCACCUUUUUUAUGUAUGCCAUUGAUGUAAGUAAAAGAACAUUUUCUGCAAGCUAUGACUGAAUGAUAGUGCCAGUCAUUCUAGAGAUAUUCACUGGAAGUUGCUCCUGUAUACGAAGACCAUCUAGAAUACACGUACCCGCAAAUUUGAUUUUCAGUAUAUAUAUUUUUUUUUAUUGUCAGCAAGUAUUUUAUUUUUUCCAACAGCACAAAUAUAUAUAUAUAUAUAUAUAUAUAUAUAUAUAUAUAUAUAUAUAUAUAUAUAUAUAUAUAUAUAACCAAGGAACUGUUAAGAUAAUUAUAUUAAUGGAGGUAAUGAUAGAAAUUAUCAGGUAAAAUUAUAUCAGGAAUUAUAUUUCAAAAACAUUAUCAAUGCCCCAUCUUCCAUUUUGAACUGUCAAAUUCAACUACUGUAUGUAAAUAUUAUGCUCAUUCUUUUCCUAGACCCAUCACAGUUAUACCAUCUGUCAUUUUACCAUAACUUCAUGCUUGACUGAAGCUUCAGAAGUUAACUAUACAAUGUUGUAAGUAUAAACAUAAAUUGCAUGGUUGAAAUCUGUAAAUUAAGAUUGGUCAUAUUUCUCCAGCAAAUGAUUCAUAAUUGCAAAAAUCUAACAUGAAAUUGACAAGUUAGAUGUAAAGCCAUAUGACUGUGCACAUUUUAAAGUUUGAGGGUUCAAACCUAUAGUCAUGAUCAGUCUGGGCAUAUUGUCUCGACUUAGUGGAAAUGUCAGCUUUAAUCAUGAUUGUUAUGAUUUCUAAACCAACCUAGUUUCUGUUCAAAUGCUUUGAUAUGGCAGAAUCAUAAUUUGAUUUUAUCAUUUGUUCCAUACAUAUUCAUUAUAAAAAAUGUAUCAUAAAUUAAAUCUUAGUGCAGUGUAUUGGAUAUUAUUUUCAGUCAUAAUACAUGUACUGUACUGAAAUUUGAUGGUAUUAGACAGUAUGAAAUUACCUUAAAACUUUGAUAUUGAAAGCUGGAUAUGUACAUUUAUAUGCAAAUUUUGCAUUAAGAUUGGUUUCUAUUCUCAUUAAAAUUUGGCAAAAAUU
This is a messenger RNA of Homarus americanus (American lobster), 2357 nucleotides long. Its product is annotated as nuclear distribution protein nudE-like 1. Lineage: Eukaryota; Metazoa; Arthropoda; Malacostraca; Decapoda; Nephropidae. Gene Ontology annotation, biological process: establishment of mitotic spindle orientation; centrosome localization; microtubule nucleation. Gene Ontology annotation, molecular function: microtubule binding. Gene Ontology annotation, cellular component: kinetochore; kinesin complex; centrosome. The record is from RefSeq and is a predicted model, not a curated record.